This is a messenger RNA of Phalacrocorax carbo (great cormorant), 3750 nucleotides long. The record is from RefSeq and is a predicted model, not a curated record. NCBI's taxonomy places the organism in Eukaryota, Metazoa, Chordata, Aves, Suliformes, Phalacrocoracidae.
GGGGUGCACCUUACUGGUGUUGCCCCCAUUUUGGGGUGCAGCUGAGCUAGUUUGGGUUGCACCACACAGUGGGUGCCCCUCCUCCCCAGCCCUCCCAAAACACAUCCCUCCUCCCCGCAGUCCUACGCCUCCACUCUUCUCACUUCUCCUUCCCAUCGCCCCGAGGCAGCCACCAUGCACCUAUGGGUGCUGCUCGCGGUGCUCUCUGCAGGGCUGCCCCCCACCUUUGGCUCCGGACUGGAUGAGGCAACAGCAACGGUUUUUUGGGGUCAGGGGAGCUCCUUCGGGCAUAGCGUGGCCCAGCUCGACAGCGGGGUGCUGGUGGGGGCCCCCCUCAAUCCAGGAGGGGCCGGUGAGACAGGACAGGUCUAUCAGUGCCAGUUCAGUACCGGGAGUUGCCAGAAUGUCCCCAUCACCGUCCCCCGAGAAGUGACAUCCAUGUCUCUGGGCCUGUCCCUGGUGGCCCACGGAUCCCAGUUCCUGGCAUGCGGCCCCACGGCACGGAGGGCCUGUGGGGUGAACAUGGAGCUGCGGGGGCUCUGCUUCCUCCAGCCUGAAGGGAGCACCUUACCCACCACCCUGCCAGGUUGCUCCAUGAAGGCCUCUGACAUCGUCUUCCUCAUAGACGGUUCAGGCAGCAUCUCAUACCCUGACUUUGAGAGGAUGAAGGUCUUCAUCACCCAGGUCAUGAGGCAGUUUGAGAGCACUGACACCCGUUUUGCUGUCAUGCAGUUCUCCAGUACGACCAACCUCCAUUUUGACUUCGCCACCUUUGCCCGGUUGUCCCUGGCAGAGUGGGAGAAUGAGGUCCAGCGCAUCACACGGAGCGGAGGGACCACCUGGACGGCCACUGCUAUCCAGACCGUGGUGAGGCAACUCUUCACCCUGACAAAAGGAGCCCGGCAAGAUUCCCACAAGAUCCUCAUUGUGGUGACGGACGGGGAGAAGUAUGGGGACCAGCUGGACUAUCAGGAUGUCAUCCCUGAAGCAGCACGAGCAGGGAUCAUCCGCUAUGCCAUUGGCGUGGGCAAUGCCUUCAGGGAUCCAGCCGCCGAAGAAGAGCUCCGCACCAUCGCCUCUCAACCCAGCAAGGACCACGUCUUCCGGGUGGACAACUUCGAUGCCCUGCAAGGCAUCCAGAACCAGCUGCAGGAGAAGAUCUUCGCCAUCGAGGGCACCCAGUCUGCCCAGAGCAGCUCCUUCCAGCUGGAGAUGGCCCAGGAGGGCUUCAGCGCCCUGAUCACCCCCGAGGGGCCCGUACUGGGAGCGGUGGGUGCCUACGACUGGUCCGGAGGGGUCUUUGUCUACGACAGCAGUGGGAAGGCCACCUUCGUCAACGUGUCCCAAGACGCUGGGGACAUGAACGACGCCUACUUGGGCUACGCGGCCGAGUCCCUCUCCCUGGAGGGCGGGCGGGCGCUGGCGCUGGGGGCCCCCCGCUACCGCCACGUUGGCCGCCUCCUCCUCUUCCGCCUGCGCAGCCCCCGGGCUGGCUGGACACUCCUGGCCGAUGCCACGGGGCCGCAGGUGGGCUCCUACUUCGGGGCGUCCCUGUGCGCGCUGGAUGCCGACGGGGACGGCAGGGACGAGGCGGUGCUGGUGGGGGCCCCCAUGUUCUAUGGGUCUGACAGCGGGGGCCGCGUGCACGUCUGCACCCUGAAGCUGAAGGUAGGAGACCCCCACCCCGCCCCCCCUUGCCCCAGGGUGGGCAGAGGGGGGCACCCAGCGCCUCGGUCCCCCCAGGGCAGCCAGCUGCGGUGCCAGCAGACGCUGCAGGGCCAGCCCGGGCACCUCUUGGGGCGCUUUGGGGCCAGCCUGGCGCGCCUGGGGGACGUCAACGGGGACCAGUGGCCCGACGUGGCCGUGGGGGCCCCGCUGGAGGAUGGGGAGCGAGGGGCCGUCUACGUCUUCCACGGGAUGCGGGGCGGCGUUGCCCCCCGGUACAGCCAGCGCGUCUCAGGCGCCCAGUUCUCCAGCGGGCCACGCUAUUUUGGGCAGGCCAUCAGCGGUGGCCGGGACCUGACGGGGGACAGGCUGCCGGACGUGGCCGUGGGCGCCCGGGGACAGGUCCUGCUGCUCAGGUCCCAGCCGCUGCUGAGGGUCCGUGUGACGGUGGCUUUCCAGCCCCAGGAGAUCCCCAAGGCCGCCUUUGACUGUCAGGAGGAGGAAGCGCCCAAGGGAGAAGUGGCCAAGGCUGACAUCUGCUUCCUCAGCACCAAGAAAACCCCUGACAACUUUGGCAACCAGCUUUCCACCACGCUGCGGUACCGGGCGGCGCUGGACCCCGGCCGGGCGAUGGUGCGGGCCGUCUUUGCCGGCAGCGGCGCCGUCCGAAACGGGACCCUCCAGCUGGGCGUGGGGCGGAGGUGCCAGACCUUCGCCGUCGCCUUCAGGGGGUGUCCCCGAGACACGCUGACCCCCCUGGUGCUGCGCCUCAUCUACGAUGCCACGGGGGACCCCGUCAGGGUGGCCGGCGGCCUGCGGCCGGCCUUGAGCGAGGACUCGGAGACGGUGGCCGUGGGCACGCUGCCCUUCGAGAAGGACUGCGGCACCGACAACGUCUGUGUCGACGACCUCCAGAUCUCCUUCAGCUUCUCGGGGCUGGAAACCGUCGUGGUGGGGGUGACCGACGUGGUGGGCAUCACCGUCACCCUCUGCAACCGCGGGGAGGACUCGUACAGGGCCACUGUCCAGCUGCAGCACGCCGCGGCCCUCUCCUACCGCAAAGCCGUGGUCCUACAGUCCUCCAGGAGGUCGACCUCCCUGCGCUGCAACUCGGAGCCGGCGGAGGGGUCGUGGCGCAGGACCCUCUGCCUCGUCAACCACCCCAUCUUCCACCCCAACACCGAGGUCGUGUUCAGCCUCACCCUGGACGUGCCCCACGACGCGGAGCUGGGGGACGUGCUGGAGGUGGUGGCCAAUGCCAGCAGUGACAACGGGGCGCCGGGCGGCCGCGGGCAGCACGCCCAGAUCCCGGUGAAGUACGGCGUCUUCCUCGUCCUCACCAGCGCCCCGGAGUCCACCAAGUACGUCAACGUCUCGACGCGCGCGGGGGCCCCCGCCAGCGCCACCGUCGCCCACCACUACGAGGUGAAGAUCCUGGGCCAGCGGGACCUCCCCAUCAAUGUCACCUUCCGGGUCCCCUCCGCCCUGGGGGGGACCCCGCUGUGGGAGAAGUUGGAGGUGACCCCUGACCAGGAGCCGGUGCAGUGUCAGGUGGUGGCCGAGCACCCGGGGCUGGGGGUCCCCGACAUCCCCUCGCGGCUGCAGGAGCGCCCUGUCGUGGACUGCGCCGUGGCCGCCUGCCGGGAGCUGCAGUGCCAGGUCAAGGAGCUGGAGCCCCCCCGGGCCCUGGGGUUCAGGCUCGGGGGGCACCUGGCCCUGGGCUGGGUGGCAAAGGCCCAGCAGCCCAAGGUGGUCGUGCAGAGCUCGGCCCAGGUCCUCUACGACAUGGGGCGCUACUGGAACAGGGCAGGGGAAACCCAGCUCCAGGUGCAGACGGAGGUGGAGCGCCUGGAGUCCCCCAACUUUCUGCCCCUCAUCCUGGGGGGCACCGUGGGGGGGCUCGUCCUGCUGGGGCUGGUCGUUCUGGCGCUCUACAAGGUGGGCUUCUUCAAGCGACGCUACAAGGAUCUCAUGGAGGGCAACGAGACCCACACGGCUCCCCUGGGUGACCCCCAGGAGUGAGGCGCCCCCGGAAGCCUGGGUCCCCCUGGGGGGUGGGUCGGGGGGUAAGGGAGGGGGUGCCUG